This is a messenger RNA of Babjeviella inositovora NRRL Y-12698, 825 nucleotides long. It is a transcript of the gene PUP3, whose product is annotated as proteasome core particle subunit beta 3. Gene Ontology annotation, biological process: proteasome-mediated ubiquitin-dependent protein catabolic process. Lineage: Eukaryota; Fungi; Ascomycota; Pichiomycetes; Serinales. Bases 118 to 735 code for a protein of 205 amino acids. The transcript has 2 exons. The record is from RefSeq and is a predicted model, not a curated record. Gene Ontology annotation, cellular component: proteasome core complex, beta-subunit complex; proteasome core complex.
AGAGCCACCCUUUUGUUCUUAACCUUUGAAACUUUGUCUACUUGUUGAUUAAAGCUCCCAACAUCGAUAUAUUUCCCACGUAUCCAUAACCCCACUCCUCUAACUUAUACAUCAAACAUGUCUGAUCCAAAUUCUAUCAACGGUGGUUCUGCUGUCGCAAUGGUCGGUAAGGACUGUGUGGCUAUUGCCUGUGACUUACGUCUAGGGAACCAGUCUUUGGGUCUUGCCAACAACUUCGAAAAGGUGUUCCAGCUCGGCCACACGUUCUUGGGCUUGACCGGAUUGGCCUCCGACGUCACCACAUUGAGCGAGACGUUCAGAUUGAAGACCAACUUAUACAAGAUGAGGGAGGAGAGAACCAUCGAGCCGGAAACGUUUGCCAACUUGGUCAGUUCUACCUUGUACGAAAAGAGAUUUGGGCCGUAUUUCGUGGGUCCGAUUGUGGCCGGGAUCAACUCCCAGACCAAGAAGCCUUUCAUCUGUGGGUUCGAUUUGAUCGGAUGUAUUGAUUUUGCCAAGGACUUUAUUGUCUCCGGUACCGCUUCUGACCAGUUGUACGGUAUGUGCGAAGCAUUGUACGAACCAAACUUGGAACCGGAAGACUUGUUCGAGACCAUCUCCCAGGCCUUGUUGAAUGCCGUCGACAGAGACGCAUUAUCCGGUUGGGGUGCGGUUGUGUAUAUUGUCACAAAGGACCAGGUUGUCAGAAAGGUCUUGAGAACCCGUCAAGAUUAAAAGAGGCUUUUCCCUCAUUCUCUUAGAAGUGGCUGCCGUAAGAAGCUACCUUUAUCUGUACUUUAAUGCCUUCAUAUUAUGAUAAUCCGC